UAUGCUGAUAUUCUGUGGUUGUAAUUUUUUUGUAGUCAAUAAAUAAAUAAUGUAAUUUGGAAUAUCUUCAAAUCCGGUAAAUUAAACCAAAUAGUUGUUAGUUAACAUAAAGUGAUACAUGUUAGUAUGAGCGACGAAAAGGCUGAAGAUGUAUCUCAGAGUGAUUCUCAAGUAGAAUAUUCCAAAGAGAAUGGUGAUGGUUCUAAAACUGAUAAAGUUAAAGUUGACAUACUUCUGAAAGCGACAGGAAAUGCCCCCAUUAUGAAAAAGAAAAAAUGGGCAGUAGAUGCAGAGAAACCAAUUGGCUGGAUUGUGGAAUUUGUAAGAAAGUAUUUAAAAUUAGAAGCUGAUGAAAAACUAUUCCUGUAUGUUAACCAAACAUUUGCACCAUCCCCAGACCAAAUAAUAAAAAAUCUGUAUGAGUGUUUUGGAACAGAUGGCAAAUUAGUGUUACACUAUUGUAAAAGCCAAGCUUGGGGAUGAUUGUAUCAAAUUUGAAUGCAAUCCAAAUAAAAAAAAACUGCAUCACAUGCUUAGGUUGUAGCGAAGGUUUACUUGGCUACUGUAAAUAAAUCUAUAAUGUUCAUUUUGUUAUAAUAUAUAUGUAUUACCUAAGAUAAUAUGCAUAUUCUCAAAAUAUAUUAGCAAAACACAUUUAUCUGCUUUGAGGGUCACCUGUUCAAGAAAAUAAUCUUUAUUAGGUUAUUUGAUUUUGAUAUUCCUUGAUAUCAAAAUCAAAGCAGUAAUGUCUAGUUAUACAUUAUAAAUGGCCAACCGAAAGCACAAUUAUCUUUCUUAAAUUUAUGUUACUUAAUACUGGUAAAUGCAUUUAAUUUCAUAAAGUUUGUAUUUUCAUUUAAAUUAAAAAACUUAUCAUGGUCAUGAUAACUACUCUUUUAAUUCAGUUAUUUAUUUAGAAUGUGUCCAGCUCAAGUACCAAAUAAAAGACAGACAUGUUUGAUAUUAUACUAUUUGAUGCUUGACAUUGUUCAGAUACUCGAAAUAAAUGUGCUUCACAUCAACCAUCUCCUUGUAGUUAAAUGUUUCCUUGAAAUUCAAUUACGCCAAAACUGUACCAUUGUUUAUUAUUAGUAUUAACCAUAGUCAUUCAUGUUCAUCGUUCAAACAUUUUCCUUUAAAUAAUAUUUCUUUGUAUGUAUCAAUGCUACCUUCAUGCUUAGGACUCACGAAUCGAUUUGCACCCGCGCUCGCUGCGGUGGCGGUUUGGAGUUUUAUUUUCAAAAUUCACGAGACCGGAGUUUUGUGCGGUUACGCAGCCGCCGUGGUUGCGAUUAUCGCCUGCAAACUUGGUGUUGGAUUAUCGCAACACGGGCGGUUGCAAGACGGGCGGUUUAACGAUCUGUUGAAUUCAAAACCAGAAGCGGGUUGUUGCGUUAUACUUACCUCACAGAAGAAUUAAAAAAAGAAGGCCUAAAAGAUUCUUGAUGCAUCCACUGAUUGCGGAACGAGAUCUUUAUGGAUUAUUUGUUACUCUUAUUAAUGAGUUAAAGAAGGAUGAAGAAAAGUUCUUUAAUUAUUUUCGAAUGCCGUGUGAAUGUUUAUUUAGAACGGAUCAGAAACAAAAAAACAGAAACUGCUCUUCAAAAGCAA
Molecule: messenger RNA, 1611 nt
Organism: Pieris rapae (cabbage white)
Lineage: Eukaryota; Metazoa; Arthropoda; Insecta; Lepidoptera; Pieridae
Gene: Atg12
Product: autophagy protein 12-like
Exons: 3
Coding region: 127-483 (118 amino acids)
Biological process (GO): nucleophagy; autophagy of mitochondrion; C-terminal protein lipidation
Cellular component (GO): phagophore assembly site membrane; cytoplasm; Atg12-Atg5-Atg16 complex
Source: RefSeq, a predicted model, not a curated record